AUGGGAUCUUUGCAAUCACCAGAUGGGGAAAAACAGCCAAAAAGCUCCCUGUUGUUGGAGAAUUCAUGUGGAUAUUUGCUUCAGGAAUUACAGAUGAUAUGGGAUGAAGUUGGAGAAGAUCAAUUUGAGAGGGAAAAAGUUCUAUUGGAUAUCGAACAGGAAUGCCUGGAAGUUUACCGCAGAAAAGUUGACAAUGCUAACAUUUCAAGAGCCAGGUUGCAUCAAGAACUGGCUGAUGCUCAGGCAGAGUUUACUCAUCUCCUACUGUCACUUGGCGAAAGGUCACUCCCAAUGAGGCCAGAGAAAAUGACUGGAACAUUGAAGGAGCAGCUCAAUUCAAUUAGUCCAGCUCUAAGAGAGAUGCAGUUGAGAAAGGAUGAAAGGGUCAAACAAUUCCGAGCUGUACAGUCACAAGUUCAAAAGAUCUCAGCAGAAAUAGCAGGUCGAUCAGAAUACAAUGACACAUCCUCAACUGUUGUAGUAAAUGAAAGUGAUCUUUCACUUAAGAAGCUAGAAGAAUACCAGAACGAGCUUCAGAGACUUCACAAUGAAAAGAGUGACAGGCUCCAAAGGGUUGAAAAAUACAUGAGCACAAUUCAAAAUCUGUCAGCCACACUUGGUAUGGAUUCAUCCAUGAUUAUCACAAAGGUUCAUCCUAGCUUGAAUGCAUUGUCUGGCCUUUCAAAGAAUAUAGGUGAUGCCAUCUUGGCAAAACUACACAGCACAGUGGAAUCACUGGAAACAGAAAAGCAAAAACGGCUAGAAAAGCUUCAACAACUAGGGAAAACACUGAUAGACUUAUGGAAUCUAAUGGAUACUCCCUAUCAAGACCGUGAACGUUUUUCACAUGUCACUAGUUUAUCUUCUGUUUCCUCAUCUGACCUAUGCAGUCCUGGAAGCCUCACCCUCGACAUAAUCCAGAAGGCCGAGGUCGAAGUCAAUCGGCUAGAUCAAUUAAAAGCAAGCAAGAUGAAAGAGCUUUUCCUCAGAAAACAACUUGAACUUGAAGAGAUAUGCAAUCAAUCACACAUGGAAAUCCCUUCAAGAUCAGAGAUGGAGAAUAUGAUGAAGCUCAUAAAUUCAGGAGAGAUUGAUCAUGCUUAUCUCCUGAUGAGCAUGGAUGCGCAGAUAUCUAAGGCAGAAGAAGAAGCCUCUAGUCGGAAGCCAAUAAUGGAAAAAGUAGAAAAAUGGAUAUUAGCAAGUGAAGAGGAACGGUGGUUAGAAGAAUAUAACAGGGAUGAGAACCGAUACUCAGUAAGCAGAGGUGCUCACAAGAAUCUGAAAAGAGCCGAACGUGCCAGAUUGAUGGUUAACAAAAUACCAGCCCUCGUAGAUCUGCUCAUAGCUAAGACUAAGGACUGGGAAGAAGAAAGGAAGAAAAUGUUUCUAUAUGAUGAGGUUCCACUACUGGCAAUGUUGGAAGAGUAUAACAACCUGAGAAAGGAAAAAGAUGAGGAAAAACUCAGGCAGAGGGAAAAAAAGAAGAUACAAAGCCAAGUAAAUGCAGAUCAAGGGAAUGCAUUUGGGCCAAGGCCAAGUACUGCCAGCAGGCGUUUCUCAGAUGGAGGUUUUGGCUAUGAAAGUCCAGCAAAUACCAGAAGGCUUUCAACAAAUUCACAACUUUCUGGCCAAGGACCUAACACCUUGACAAUUUCCACAGUUCAUGCAAACAACAUACCUUUCAACAGAGGAGUGAAAAAACCGCUUAGAGGACAGAGAACAUUUUCUCGAAACGGAUUCGCGUCCCAUUUAAGAGAUGAUACAGCUUCAGUAGUCUCCUCCUUUUCUGGACCAAGAUCUCCAUAG
Molecule: messenger RNA, 1806 nt
Organism: Oldenlandia corymbosa var. corymbosa
Lineage: Eukaryota; Viridiplantae; Streptophyta; Magnoliopsida; Gentianales; Rubiaceae
Source: the annotation of a GenBank genome assembly